UCAUGUUGCGUGCAGCCAACCUUGCUUCUCACGUGGUCCCCUGAGUAGUACAGGGUAUGACCCAAAAACAAAAAAAGGAGAAGACAAAGCCUCAUUUAGAAGCCUCUGGAGCACGUCGAAACAGGCUUGACCUGAGCCAUGGUCUCUGGCUUGGGUGCCUUGCCCAUCCCUGCCUUCACCAUAGACCUGCCCUUCCUGCCUCUGCCAGUCCUCACUCAGCACAACCUUUCAUCUCUGAGGGUCAGGUCAGUCUGCUUUACCUCUCUGACAAUCUUCAUUGUGUUUCUAUUCGGCUCUUUAUUUUCCAGGUACUCCUGACACUUCAUCUCAAGUGGAAAAGAAUGAAGGGAAAGGAACAAAGAGAAAAACCUCUGAAGAAGAGAAGAAUGGCAGUGAAGAGCUUGUGGAAAAGAAAGCAUGGCGAGUGAAGUCGCUGUUUGCUCUUUCUCAGCCUCUUCAGAGAUCCUUCGGCUGAAGGGCUACGUGGCAGAACGCAAGGGUGAGCGGGAGGAGAUGCAGGAUGCUCAUGUCAUUCUCAACGACAUCACCGAAGAGUGUAGCCCCCCGUCAUCCCUUAUUACCCGGGUUUCAUAUUUUGCUGUUUUUGAUGGACAUGGAGGAAUUCGUGCCUCAAAAUUCGCUGCCCAGAAUUUGCAUCAGAACUUAAUCAGGAAGUUCCCUAAAGGAGAUGGGAUCAGUGUCGAGAAAACUGUUAAGAGAUGUCUUUUGGACACUUUCAAGCAUACUGACGAGGAGUUCCUAAGACAAGCCUCAAGCCAGAAACCUGCCUGGAAAGACGGCUCCACUGCCACAUGCGUUCUGGUCGUGGACAACGUUCUCUAUAUCGCCAACCUCGGGGACAGCCGGGCCAUUCUCUGUCGCUACAAUGAAGAGAGUCAGAAACAUGCCGCUUUGAGCCUCAGUAAAGAACACAACCCAACACAGUACGAGGAGCGAAUGCGGAUCCAGAAGGCUGGAGGGAACGUCAGGGACGGGCGUGUCUUGGGCGUACUGGAGGUGUCCCGUUCCAUUGGGGAUGGCCAGUACAAGCGCUGUGGAGUCACUUCUGUGCCAGAUAUCAGACGCUGCCAGCUGACCCCCAAUGACAGGUUUAUUUUGCUGGCCUGUGAUGGCCUCUUCAAGGUCUUCACUCCGGAAGAAGCUGUGAACUUCAUCGUGUCCUGCCUUGAGGUAAGACCUCUCCAGGGGGAACCACAGCCCUCCCUUGCUUGGUGUUGUCCCAUGUUUCACUGCCUGCGUGGAGAUGGGAUCCCAGGAGAGCGGGCACAGCAGCCUUGGUCACCGCACCUUACUGCCCAUCAGGAUGAGAAGAUCCAGAGCCGGGAGGGGAAGGCGGCCGUGGACGCUCGAUACGAGGCGGCCUGCAACAGGCUGGCCAACAAGGCGGUACAGCGGGGCUCAGCUGACAACGUCACGGUGAUGGUGGUGCGGGUGGGCUGCUGAGGGCCAGGGCUGCAGUUGCCUCAGUGUGUACAUUUGGUGGCUACUCUGGGGCCUCCCAUGCUGUAAAUAAAGGAUUUCUUUUUUUUCCCCCCUA
Molecule: messenger RNA, 1558 nt
Organism: Suncus etruscus (white-toothed pygmy shrew)
Lineage: Eukaryota; Metazoa; Chordata; Mammalia; Eulipotyphla; Soricidae
Gene: ILKAP
Product: ILK associated serine/threonine phosphatase
Exons: 8
Coding region: 418-1464 (348 amino acids)
Biological process (GO): protein dephosphorylation
Molecular function (GO): cation binding; protein serine/threonine phosphatase activity
Source: RefSeq, a predicted model, not a curated record